Messenger RNA from Leptopilina heterotoma, 1852 nucleotides. RefSeq names its product trypsin alpha-3-like. Gene Ontology annotation, biological process: proteolysis. The coding region runs from base 87 to 917 and encodes 276 amino acids. Lineage: Eukaryota; Metazoa; Arthropoda; Insecta; Hymenoptera; Figitidae. The record is from RefSeq and is a predicted model, not a curated record. The transcript is spliced from 6 exons. Gene Ontology annotation, molecular function: serine-type endopeptidase activity.
UUCAACCUAUAAAAACCUAUUCUCUUCAGUAUUUUUUCAACAAUAGAGAAUUGAAUGGAAAGUAUUUAGGUUUUAUUCACAACAAAAUGAACUUAAUACUUGAGAAUGUUUGUCUAUUUUUAACAAUUUUCCUGUUAGGAGGAAAAUAUCAAUUCACAUUGGCUCAAAAUAGGAUAGUAGGAGGAAGCGAAGCGCCAAGUAUUAAGAAAUUUCCUUACAUGUUAUACAUGCAAACAGGAAGAAAAUCUACCAAUUUAGCCGGUCCCUGUGGUGCUUCAAUUAUUAGCAAAGACUGGGGAUUGACAGCUGCACAUUGCUUUGAUAAUCCAGAUUUGGAUGAGAACAAAAUAUUUAUAAUUGGUGGGACUGCCGAUAUAAGUAAUUCAGAAUUGACUGGAAUUAUGCAACAAGUGUCGAAAGUGAUUCGUCACGAAUUGUAUAAAGGAGUAGGAGCUCCUGGUAUAAAUAUUACAGCCGAUAUUGCUCUUAUUAAAUUCACUACACCAUUAACGUUCACUGAAGGUGUUAAGCCAGUUAAGUUGCCGAACAAGUGGCCAAGUCCAAAAACCAGUUUUGGUACAGUUUCAGGCUGGGGAAAUAUUAAACCAGGUGGACCAAGUUCUAAUAAAUUAUUAUACGUCAAAUUGCCAAAAGCGAAUAGGGAGAAAUGCAGCAAGGAAUUACUUGCUAGAACCAAAAUAAUUUUAAAACCAGGAGAAAUGUGUUAUGGCUAUUUUAAUGCCACAACAGUUCAUGAUAAAUGUCAAGGUGAUUCCGGUGGUCCUCUUGUUAAUGAUGAUGGAGUGCAACUUGGAAUUGUUUCUUGGGGUAUCUAUUGUGGAACAUCAGGAAUUCCCGGUGUUUACACUGAUGUUGCAUAUUUCCGCGAUUGGAUAAAACAAAAAACAGGAUUAUAAAUUUCAAACAUUUUGUAUUUCUAUUUUAUACCCAUACAGUACAAGAUUUUCCCUGUGUAAUCUUCUUAAUCUUUCUUCGAAAGUAUAAACACAGCAUCCAAGAAGCUGAAAAUGUCCGCCUAAAGGGAAGACUUCAUUGGAAUCUGAAAGGAUGUUUCCACCUGAAACCCAAGGAAAACUUACAGUCGAAUGUUCAUUUUAUUAAUAUUAUGGAAUAAUGAAAAUUUAUUCUUUAUUCCAUAACAAAUACUAACAAUGGUUAAAACUUAGAAAAACACUUUAAAAAAUCUUAAAAUUUUUAUAAUGUACCUUCAACUGGACGAGUCUGGAAAGCUUCCCUCAAUCUUUAGAUGGAACCUUUCUUCAGAUUCCAGUGAAAACUUAUCAUGCGGUGAACAUUUUAAGUUUAAAGAAAAGCUUUCCUUAAACUUUCAUAGAAAGAUUUAAAAGAUUCUCGGAAGCUUACAGGAAUAUCUAUGUGGGUUAUAAUGACAAUUAAAAUUCUAAUGGAGAAAAAGAAAAUAGAUUGAUUGACUUUAAAAAAAACAAAAAAGAGGAAAACUAGAUCCUUAGGCGCAUUAUUUCUCUAUAGGUAUUAUCUUCUGUUUUUCGCAGAUUGUGUUUAUAAAAUUACCUAAUAAAAAAGAAAGAUAAUUACUAUAGAGACACUUGAUUCAAAAAGCACAAAUUAUUUAAACAUCGCUUGCAAAUGAACCUAAUGAGGAUUGCUCACAAUCUUUUCUUAUGAAAACAGUAUUUUCCUACUGAUUUUUAUAUUCUUUUUAAUUAUCUAUCCCUAUAAUAUAAAAUCAUUUCGCCGCCGCCGCCGCUGAUUCAGAAAUUUCUAAAGGCCCCUUAUAGUAGAAAGAACAUAGUCAAGGUUGGCCCACUGUCAAGGUAGGUCCAUCGUCAGAAACAAGUUACAUUUGACCUAA